AUGGAGGACUACGGUGAAGGCUUCGUUGGUGAUUCUGCCGAAGCAAAAAAAGACAACAUGCAGAAGAAUCCAUGGCUUCAGUCUCUGAGAUCCAGGAAGCUGAUAGAGUACCUCGUCGGCCAGGCUUGUCUUGUAAGCCUGGGUGAUGAGAUAAUUGGUACUUUCCGCAUCGACAAGAUGAGUCCGGGAAUUACAUUGACCUUGACAUUCUUCCACGAUUUCGAGAACCCAUUCAUCGAACUGGAAGCCCAGAUUCGAACUGCUCGAGAAGAUGGGCACUUCAACAGUCAUUGGCCUUCUCAAGAAGCAUCUUUCAAAAUCUUCCGCGAAAAUAUCAAAGGCUUCGAGGUUAAGAAAGUGAUUAUGGACAACAGCAGUGACAAGGUAUAG
Messenger RNA from Penicillium canariense, 390 nucleotides. RefSeq lists its product as uncharacterized. The record is from RefSeq and is a predicted model, not a curated record. The transcript has a single exon. The coding region runs from base 1 to 390 and encodes 129 amino acids. NCBI's taxonomy places the organism in Eukaryota, Fungi, Ascomycota, Eurotiomycetes, Eurotiales, Aspergillaceae.